This is a messenger RNA of Rhagoletis pomonella (apple maggot), 1251 nucleotides long. RefSeq names its product peptidylglycine alpha-hydroxylating monooxygenase (gene Phm). The record is from RefSeq and is a predicted model, not a curated record. The coding region runs from base 316 to 1137 and encodes 273 amino acids. Gene Ontology annotation, molecular function: oxidoreductase activity, acting on paired donors, with incorporation or reduction of molecular oxygen, reduced ascorbate as one donor, and incorporation of one atom of oxygen; copper ion binding. Gene Ontology annotation, cellular component: membrane; extracellular region. The transcript is spliced from 7 exons. Gene Ontology annotation, biological process: peptide metabolic process. NCBI's taxonomy places the organism in Eukaryota, Metazoa, Arthropoda, Insecta, Diptera, Tephritidae.
CAAUAGUAUCGCAACCCCUACGUGUAUUAAAUAUAUUAGUGGGGAUAUAUUUUGGUGACGUGCAUAUGAUUUACCAACAAGUGUUAUAAUAUAUGUUUUUAAUCAGAAUUUAGGAUCAACAUUUCCUGACAUGGGUAUAUUUGUCUUAAUAGGAAUUUUCUUUACACUGCUCUGCCCAAUAUACGUAUUGGGUACAUUCAAAUACUUGGAGGACAACAAAUUAAAUGACGACGAUUUCGCAGGACAAAUUUCUCAGUUCCCACUUUUGAUGCCGCAAGUAUCUCCAAAUACGUUGGUUACGAGCCAAAAGCUACAAUGAACACAGCGCAUCACAUGCUCGUGUAUGGCUGCGAAGAACCUGGGUCUACUAAAGCAGUGUGGAAUUGUGGUGAAAUGUCGAAAGGAUCCUCUGCUGAAUCCCACAGUCCAUGUAGCGGUUCUUCACAGAUCCUGUAUGCGUGGGCCAGAGAUGCACCAAGACUUGAGUUGCCGGAUGGGGUUGGAUUUAAGGUUGGUCGAGAGACACCCAUAAAAUAUAUUGUUCUGCAAGUACACUACGCCCACAUUGACAUGUUCAAAGAUGGCAACACCGACGAUUCUGGAGUAUAUAUCGAUUAUACACUUAGACCGCUGAACAAACUUGCAGGCGUCCUGCUCUUGGGAACUGGAGGAGUCAUCCCACCAAAAUCAGUAGAACAUAUGGAAACUGCUUGUGAAAUAAGUGAGAAUAAGACAAUACACCCAAUUGCGUAUCGCACUCACACUCAUAGCCUUGGAAAAGUUGUAUCAGGAUACAGAGUACGAACUGAUGACCGUGGUUUUCAUCAGUGGACGCUCUUGGGCAAAAGGGAUCCUUUGACGCCUCAAAUGUUUUAUUCUAUUGAAAAUAGUGAUCCCAUCGUAAACGGCGACUAUCUUGCUGCUAGAUGCACUAUGAUUAGUCAUCGAAAUAGAAGUACAUAUGUUGGAUCCACUAACGAAGAUGAAAUGUGUAAUUUUUACUUGAUGUACUAUGUCGAAAAUGAUGAACCUCUUAAUAUGAAAUACUGCUUUAGCCAAGGCCCACCAAAUUAUUAUUGGAGCAAUCCCGACGUUGGACUUCAUAACAUUCCAAAUAUACAAGCUAGUAUAUUGUGAAUCCAGACCAAAAUUAGAAAGUAAUUAAAAUUUCUAAAAUGUAAAUAUUUAAUAAUUGUUGAACGUCAUUGAACAUUUGAAUAAUCGAAAUGUAUGUAUGUAUAUGUAAAUGUA